This is a messenger RNA of Ruditapes philippinarum (Manila clam), 752 nucleotides long. RefSeq lists its product as uncharacterized. NCBI's taxonomy places the organism in Eukaryota, Metazoa, Mollusca, Bivalvia, Venerida, Veneridae. The record is from RefSeq and is a predicted model, not a curated record.
UUAUUACUAUUAUUAUUAUAAUUUAUAGUGUCUUUAACUAUCAUAAAAUAGAUUAAAAAUGUUACAAAUCUAAUUUCAAUAAAACAAAUUUAUUUUAUAUCUUUUGUGAUAUAAACUUAAACACAAUUAAUUCGAUCUAUAUUCAAGUCUGCUUCCUCAAGACAUGGUUAUGACUCCAGUAUGACUUGAACCCAGCAACUCUUGAAAGGUUUCGAAAAAGACACUGUCACAACAUAAUCGCCUACCAUUCUCAAAUUGUAGUUUUGAAAAAGUGGAUAUUUCUAAUUAAUCAAACAUAUUUAUUGAGAGGUAAACUUAUUGAAUUUAAAAAUCUUGUUACAGUGAAUUAUGAACAGAUUAUCUAGAAACGACUACAAAGCUUACCCAAGAAUGAACAAAACACAUAGAGGACAAGAUUCGCAAAGAAAAUCGGCAAAUCGUAGGAAAGUUGAUGAUAAGACCUCACAGACGAAAAGGCGAAGUAAGAGCGCUUUACCACCACAGGGCCAGCGGCCGAGGUCGAUGCCACAAAAUCGUGGUCAAGUUAGACAGCGCAAAAGACGUGCAAAUGGACAUAAUAGUUUUAAAGCUGAAAUACGGAAUCACUCUGCAUAUGAGUUAAAGAGGUACCUUGACGAAAAUUAUGACUCCGUGCAACAUACAAACAUAUAUGAAAGAGAAAUUCCCAAAGUACCCGCUUCUCAAUGGAAUGAUACAAACGUGUCAAAGAUGUUUUAUCAAACUGCCAACCG